Messenger RNA from Entrophospora candida, 423 nucleotides. The record is from the annotation of a GenBank genome assembly. Lineage: Eukaryota; Fungi; Glomeromycota; Glomeromycetes; Entrophosporales; Entrophosporaceae.
AGCCCAAACAUUAAUAACAUUAUUCAUACCAGGGGUGACACAGAAGGAGGAGGUUGAGAUGGAAUACUGUGCUGCCACAAAUGUUAUUUUAAAACCAUUAUACAUUGCAACAAAAUUUUUAUCAUCAAGUUCACCCACUUUAAGUGAUGUAUGCAUUACUUCUACUGCAUUAAUUAAAGAAUUGAAAAAGACAAUUGAAGGUGACAAUGAACAUUAUUUAAUUGCAGAUUCAGUUAAUCAUAAAUUAGAAGAAUAUUGGAGUAACAUACAAAUCAGUUCUCAUCAAAAAAUUAUUCAGGUUUUUCUCACACUUGCAGAUGAAAUUUCAGACAUUGUAGAACAAAUUGAUUCAGAUAAAUUUGCUGCUAUAGUUACUGAUGCUGUUCCAGCAUGUUGUGUUGUGUGUGAAAAAACUGAAGAAAU